Peronospora belbahrii is the source of this 684-nucleotide messenger RNA. NCBI's taxonomy places the organism in Eukaryota, Oomycota, Peronosporomycetes, Peronosporales, Peronosporaceae. The record is from the annotation of a GenBank genome assembly.
AUGUUCCGGACUGCACUUAAAAUGUGGCAGAAUGUGGUCAAGUAUACAACAAAACCGUUGCUGAGUCAAGGAGUGGAAGGAGAUGUAGCAAUGGCCAAGAAUUCACGUCGUGUAUUCAAUGGUUCAAGGAAGAAAGAGGAAGAGACACAUAUUGCGUUUGAAGACAAGAUCAAGUUAAUUACACCCGAUAAAGUCAUGUUGCAGACACUAUCCGUACCUUCAGUUCCAGUGGUGGCGCUUGCUAAUUGGGAAGCAGCACCGACCUUUGUCCUGGAUAAACAUUUGUGGCAGACUUUUCCAAAGGUGAGUACUGACAGAUUACUAAACAAAUGCAACCCGUUCUUGUCUGGAAAAGGCAGAGCACAGAGUGACGAUGAUAUUGCGUCUGAAACACCGACGGUCUCGACCGACUGCUCGGCAGUUCCUGACAAUGAUGUUGUUGAUGAUGGUCAGAAAGUGGGCAUUGUGAACGAAAACGUCAUCCAAGAGAAGACGUCUAUCAUUACACUAGAGCAACAAGUUUGUGGACCAAUGGUUGAGAAAGUGUCUACCCAGUGCAACGAGUCGAACGUGAUGGAAAUGAUGCGAAACUACAAGGCUCAGUGUAUACGACCAAGGAAGACACAAUCAUCUCGUUGGAUUUGUGUUGGUUAUGGUCGCUAUGUUAAACUCGCCGUAGUAUAG